Acaulospora morrowiae is the source of this 1050-nucleotide messenger RNA. The record is from the annotation of a GenBank genome assembly. Lineage: Eukaryota; Fungi; Glomeromycota; Glomeromycetes; Diversisporales; Acaulosporaceae.
AUGGAUGCCUCGAACACUUUAGUUGUUGACAACGGAACAGGGUUUGUAAAAGUUGGAUAUGCGGGUUCUAAUUUUCCCCAACAUGUGUUUCCCUCGGUUGUUGGUAGACCAAUUCUUCGAGCCGAAGAGAAAGUCGGAGAUGUAGAGGUCAAAGAUAUCAUGGUUGGUGACGAAGCAGCCGAACUUCGGUCAAUCUUACAGAUGUCAUAUCCAAUGGAAAAUGGUAUAAUAAAGAUAUGGGAAGACAUGAAACAUUUGUGGGAUUAUACGUUCAACGAAAAAUUGAAAGUGGAUCCUAAAGAGUGUAAAGUGCUGUUGACCGAACCACCAAUGAAUCCGCUUUCCAAUAGAAGGGAGAUGGUACGGUUGAUGUUUGAAGAAUACGGAUUUCAAGGUGUUUACGUAUCUAUUCAGGCUGUAUUAACCCUGUACGCUCAAGGUCUUCUCACUGGGGUAGUAGUUGAUUCUGGUGACGGUGUAACGCACAUCGUCCCUAUAUAUGACGGUUUUGCCCUUAAUCAUCAAAUACGCCGACUCAAUGUUGCUGGUAGAGAUGUAACAAAAUAUCUCAUAAAGUUGCUGUUGUUAAGGGGCUAUGCUUUCAACAGAACUGCUGACUUUGAGACUGUGAGACAAAUCAAGGAAAAAUUUUGUUAUGUAAGCUAUGAUAUUCCAUUAGAUCAAAAAUUGGCAAAUGAAACCACUGUACUCGUAGAAAAUUAUACGUUACCCGAUGGUAGAGUCAUCAAAGUUGGGUCUGAACGAUUCGAGGCACCUGAAUGUAUGUUCCAACCUCACUUGGUAGACGAUGAAAAACCGGGUGUUGCAGAAAUGCUUUUCGAAGCCAUUCAAGAUGCGGCGGUUGAUGUCCGCCCCGAAUUAUAUAGACAUAUCGUCUUAUCAGGUGGUUCAUCUAUGUACCCUGGUCUGCCAAGUCGUCUUGAAAAAGAGCUUAAACAACUUUAUCUGGAAAGAGUGGCACAAGGCGAUACUUCGAGAUUGAAAAAAUUAAAGAUUAAGAUUGAAGAUCCUCCAGGAAGAAAACAUAUG